Messenger RNA from Cuscuta campestris, 2996 nucleotides. NCBI's taxonomy places the organism in Eukaryota, Viridiplantae, Streptophyta, Magnoliopsida, Solanales, Convolvulaceae. The record is from the annotation of a GenBank genome assembly.
AGAGGGAUAAUAUUAAUCUUGUAUAUUAAAAAGUAGAAAAUAUAUCAAUAAUAUUUUAAAGAAAAUAUUAUAAUAAUUUUCUACACCCAAACUUGAGGGCGGAUUUAUUUAAUGAGAGUGCCAUCCACCAGCUUUGCAAGCCCAUUGGGAGGUGUUUGAAAGUGGACGUAGCUACGUCCAAUUUCUCACGUCCCAAUGUGGCUAAGGCUAGGGUGGAGAUUGAUUUGUUGAAGCCUAGGGUUGAACAGAUAUGGAUUGGUUUCUCUGAUGCACCUGGCGAGGAGGAUGUGGGCAUGUUCCAGCCUGUGGAAUAUGAACGCAUUCCAAAGUACUGCACGGCUUGUUUUAAACAAGGCCACGACAAUUCUUCGUGCAAUACUUUGACUCCUAGUCAGCCUGAACAGCGGACUGUUGUUGUUGUUCCCCAACCUUCCACGACUGCACCCACGACUACACAACCUUCUCGACGGAGGCGGAGUAGGAGCUGGGUCAGGCGUCAAAGGGAGGGGAAAGGUAUUGCUAUUGAUGAUGCAGAGCUGGUUCUUGCUAUGUCUAAUACGUUUGAUGCUUUGGGGGAUAUGCCUGUGGACAGUCAUGAGGUCUGCGGUUUAAAUAAUGCUGCAUCUUCCAUUCCUUCCAAUUCGGUAAGGAGGGAGGAUGACGAGUGUAGCUCACAGACUAGUGACGGGUCCACUGGUGAUCAUUUUGAGGAUCCUACUGACAUUGCCCGGGAUCUUGCAGCGCGUGGCCUUUCCCGUGCAAGGCAGGCUCCGACUACUAAGGGAAAGACGGCCAAGAACGCCCGAAAAGCAACAGAGCAUAAGACGGGGAUUCCUGCUCCACGCAGAGAUGUCCUUUCUAAGCUUCGAAUUUUACUGAAACUGCACACUCCAGUGUUGUUAGGUAUCUUGGAGCCUAUGAAGGCACCCUCGCAGAUUGACUAUUAUAGGACGCUGUUGGGUUUCACGGGAGCUAAGUGUGGUGCUAAUGACCAAAUCUGGCUCUUUUGGAACUUUGACAUUGCACCGUCCAUCCAUUUUAUCUCCCAUUUUGCACAGUCACUAACCUUUUCCUUUUCUCACCCUUCUUUUCCUAACCCUCUUUGGUUGUCAGUGGUUUAUGCAAAAUGUAAGUACAGGGACAGGGAGCCAUUGUGGGAAUAUCUUAGAGAGACACACGCCGCUCUCCCGGCUGACAUGGCAUGGGGGUGGUGGGUGAUUUCAACUGUCUGCUCGAUCCCUCGGAGAAGAAAGGAGGCCGGCCGUAUGCUCCAGUCAAAUAUCGGCCUUUUGUUGAAUGUGUGGAGGAUUGUGAACUGGUUGAUUCUCCUUUUAUUGGGGAGGAUUAUACCUGGUUCAACAACCGAGUGGGCGGCGUGGAGAUUCGGAGCCGGAUUGACUGAUUGCUGUUUAACCAGCCGUGGAUGGAUAUGUUCUCUUGUUUGGUGCAUCACUUGGAUAGAGUUGGAUCUGAUCAUGCUCCUCUGUUGGUGGAGUGUAAGUCUCAUGAACGUCCUCCUGCACGGCCUUUCACUUUCCUUAAUGCUUAAGGUGCUUGAGCAGGAUGUUCGGGAUAUUGAGCUACAGCUGCAGACAGAUUCAUCAGAUGAGACUUAUAUCGAGUUCAAGCGGCGCUCUGCACUUUUGAAGCACCAGUAUCGUAUCGAGGAUGAUUUUUGGCGGCAGAAAGCCCAUGCGAAAUGGGUGACGGACGGGGAGAGGAAUUCAGGGUACUUUCACUCUGUUGUGAAGAAUCGCCGGCGGAAGCUUUACAUUCACCGCAUACAGGAUGAUCAUGGGCAAUGGGUCACGGAGAGAGCCGCGAUUGCGACGCAGGCGAUCACCUUUUUUCAGGCCAUGUUCACAGCAGAUCCUAGUGUCACAGCUUCGGCCUUAGAUAUGAUUCCACGACUGGUCAUUGAUGAUGAUAAUGCCCAUCAAUGUGCUGUUCCGGAGAUGGAGGAGGUCAAGACUGCGGUAUUUGCUAUGGAUUCUAGGAGUGCAGCGGGACCUGAUGGCUUUACUGGGGCAUUUUAUAAGGCCGCUUGGACGAUCAUUUGCAUGGACUUAUUGGCAAUGCCCCGUGAUGCACCACAUAUCCAUCAUCUUGCCUACGCCGACGACAUUGUCAUCUUCACUUCGGCGAGGGGGGACACUUUAGAGAGAGUUCGAGCAGUUUUACAUUCCUAUGAGCAGAUUUCAGGCCAGGCUGUCAGCUUCCCUAAGGGUGCCUUCUAUAUGCACCCUAAGGCGUUGGCACCCGUGUUGGAGCGUGUUCGAGAUACUCUCGGGUGUUCAUUGGAUGUGCUUCCAUUCACUUAUCUUGGAUGUCCUAUUUAUCAUGGUCGGAAGCGCAUUCAUUACUUUGAGCCUGUUCUGAAGAAGAUGCGGGACAAGACACAGGACACUAUUUGGACGGCAUUCAUGAGGGCUAAGUACUGUAGCCGCGUCCAUCCUGUGUCCAAGCAGCGUGUUAAUGCUGAUUCGCACACAUGGAAGCGCAUGCUAGAUGUUCGAGCCGUGGUUGAGCCUGUGAUUCGAUGGCGUGUACUCUCUGGCACGUCUAACUUCUGGUGGGAUACAUGGUCUGGACUGGGUGCCUUGCAUCGCCAGGUCGAUGGCUGCAGUGGGUACUGGACUGAUGGAGUGGGUGAUAUGUAUCGCUCUGAUUUUAUGAUUGACCAUGAUGCUCUACCCCCUGAUUUAUUACGGCAGUUGCGCCUUGAGCCGCCAUCUCUUGUUUCUGAUCAUGUGGAUAUUCCGGCCUUACCCUUGCGGGGGUUGAGGCUCCGGGAAUGAUUUUAUUCCUAGAUCUAAGUGGAAUGUUUUGAGCCGGCUUAGUAAUUGCACUUAAGUCUAUGUUCCAAUAUCCGAUAAGCGCUUCACAUUAUAGUUUUUUGGUUGUUGCUUACUUUUUAUACAAGUGAGGAGCCUGUUCCCGCUUGUUCAGACGUUUGUAUUCUUUGAUUUUUUUUAUAAUGAAUAUAUUGAUGCUUG